ACAAACAUCACGUCCGGAACGGGCAUGUUCAUGGGGUUAGUCCUCAAAACUCCGUCAAAUUCCAUCUAUCUUGAUCGUCAAGGGAAGUCUGGCUGACUCUCACAGGCCCUGUGUGGGAAACUCCGGAAGUGCCGACCGCCUUGGUUUCCCUCAGCUCUGUCUCCAGGACUCGGCUCUCGGGGUCGCGUCGGCCGACAAUGUCACGGCGUUCCCGGCCGGCAUCACGACGGGAGCGACCUGGGACAAGGCAUUGAUGUAUGCCCGUGGAGUUGCCCUGGGCGAAGAGUUCCGCGGCAAGGGCGCGAACGUCUAUCUUGGCCCUACCGUGGGACCCCUGGGGAAGAAGCCUCUCGGUGGGCGCAACUGGGAGGGUUUCGGCGCAGACCCGGUGCUCCAAGCCAAGGCAGCCGCCUUGACGAUUCAGGGCGUCCAAGAACAGGGCGUCAUUGCAACCGUCAAGCACCUGAUUGGCAACGAGCAAGAAAUGUUCCGCAUGUACAACCCGUUUCAGCCAGGCUACAGCGCCAACAUUGAUGAUCGAACCAUGCACGAGCUCUACUUGUGGCCCUUUGCUGAGGCCGUCCACGUCGGUGUUGGCGCCGUCAUGACCGCCUACAACGCUGUCAAUGGUUCUGCGUGCUCCCAGCACAGCUACCUGGUCAACGGCCUUCUCAAGGACGAACUCGGAUUCCAAGGCCUGGUCAUGUCGGAUUGGCUGAGCCACAUCUCGGGUGUCGACUCGGCCUUGGCCGGUCUCGACAUGAACAUGCCUGGCGACACCAAUAUCCCGCUGUUCGGCUUCAGCUUGUGGCAGUAUGAAUUGACUCGGUCCGUUCUGAAUGGUUCGGUGCCCUUGGACAGGCUCAACGACAUGGCCACUCGAGUCGUGGCGACCUGGUAUAAGAUGGGUCAGGACCAGGACUAUCCGCGCGUCAACUUCCACUCAUACACGCGCGACAGAGAUGGAUUGGUGUAUCCUGGAGCUCUGUUCUCUCCGAUUCGACAGGUCAAUUGGUUCAUCAAUGUCCAGGCCGAUCACAACCUAGUCGCCCGCCAGGUGGCUCAGGACGCCAUUACGCUCUUGAAGAACGACGGUGGACUUCUCCCGCUCUCAAAUGCCAGCACAAUCAGCGUUUUUGGCACAGAUGCCCAGGUCAACCCUGACGGGCCCAACGCCUGCGCAAACCGAGCGUGCAACAAGGGCACCCUGGGCAUGGGCUGGGGCUCUGGCGUUGCCGAAUAUCCCUACUUUGACGACCCGAUAUCUGCCAUUAGGCGACGGGUCCCGGAUGUCCAAUUCUACAACACAGACACUUUCCCUAGUGUUCCUUCCCCGAGUCCUGAAGAGCUUGCCAUGGUUUUCAUAAGUUCCGACUCGGGAGAGAACAGCUUUACUGUGGAGGGCAACCACGGGGACCGCGAUGCCUCCAGGCAAGCGGCCUGGCACGGCGGCGACAAACUGGUCCAGGACGCGGCCGCGAAAUACAGCAACGUCGUCGUCGUCGUUCACACCGUUGGCCCUAUCAUUAUGGAGUCGUGGAUCGACCACCCGUCCGUCAAGGCCGUCCUGAUCGCCCACCUGCCGGGCCAAGAGGCAGGCGAAUCCCUGGCCAACGUCCUCUUCGGCGACGUCUCCCCCAGCGGUCACCUGCCCUACUCCAUCACCAAAGCCGAAUCCGACCUUCCCAAAAGCCUUUCCGAGCUCAAGACCUUCACCUUUGGCCAAGUGCAAGACACGUACAGUGAAGGCCUCUACAUUGACUACCGCUGGCUCAACAAGGCAGGCAUCAAGCCCCGUUUCGCCUUUGGCCACGGCCUCAGCUACACAACCUUCACCUUUUCGAACGCCACCAUUCGGCCCGCCACCACCCCACUCUCCCUCGUGCCCCCUGCACGCGCGCCCAAGGGCCCGACGCCCACCUACCCAACCACCAUCCCCCCGGCCGCAGAGGCCUACUGGCCCGCCAACUUUGACCGCAUCUGGCGGUACCUGUACUCGUGGCUCGACCGCCCGGAUGCCGACGCCGCCUACCAAAUCGGCGUCUCGGGCGAGCGGCUGUACGACUAUCCGGACGGGUACAGCACGACGCAGCGGCCCGGGCCGGCCGCGGGGGGCGCCGAGGGCGGCAACCCGGCCCUUUGGGACGUGGCGUGGGAAAUCACUCUGACGGUGCGCAACUCCGGGGACGCGUUCCCCGGCCGCGCAUCGGUGCAGGCGUACGUGCAGUUCCCCGCGGGGACGCCCUAUGAGACGCCCGUGGUGCAGCUCCGCGACUUUGAGAAGACGCGGGUGCUCAACCCGGGCGAGGAGCAGACCGUCACCCUGAGACUGACCCGGAAGGACGUCAGCGUGUGGGAUGUGGCACUGCAGAACUGGGUCGUCCCCGGCGCUUUAGGAAAUGGAGGGUACACCGUCUGGAUCGGCCAGGCAAGUGACCAGCUGCGCUUGGCCUGCUACACGGAUAGCGGCGUGUGUGAGGACGGGGUGGAGCCGCCUGUUUGAUGUCUGAGGGGAUGGAUGGUCUCGUGCUUCGUAGUUGUGAUAUGGGAUACAUAUGGGAUAUACGUGCAACGAGAGUGGAAAGUUUUAGCAGAUCCAUGUCUGUGGGACGGGAGGUAGCAUAGGUUGUUUAGUAUGACCCGUAUGGGC
Molecule: messenger RNA, 2650 nt
Organism: Canariomyces notabilis
Lineage: Eukaryota; Fungi; Ascomycota; Sordariomycetes; Sordariales; Chaetomiaceae
Product: glycoside hydrolase family 3 protein
Exons: 3
Coding region: 254-2503 (749 amino acids)
Biological process (GO): glucan catabolic process
Molecular function (GO): beta-glucosidase activity
Source: RefSeq, a predicted model, not a curated record